AUGUCUGGUGUUUGGGUGUUCAAGAAUGGCGUGGUUCGACUGGUGGAGAACCCUGGAAGUGAUUCCUUUAAGGGUUCUGGUCAACGUAAGGUGUUGGUUCAUGUUUCCACAAACGAAGUGGUGACCUCGUACGAGGUGCUGGAAAGAAUCUUGUUAUCAGUCGGAUGGGAGAGGUACUACGAUGAUCCUGAUCUAUUUCAGUUUCACAAAAGGUCAUCUGUGCACCUAGUUUCUCUCCCUAAAGAUUUCAAUAAGCUCAAGUCCAUGCACAUGUAUGAUAUAGUCGUCAAGAAUCGCAAUGUGUUUGAAGUGAGAGACAUAUAUAGUCACCGAGCUAACUAA
Messenger RNA from Lactuca virosa, 342 nucleotides. The record is from the annotation of a GenBank genome assembly. Lineage: Eukaryota; Viridiplantae; Streptophyta; Magnoliopsida; Asterales; Asteraceae.